GACCAUGCCUUCCGCCUGCUGAAGCCGGGGGGCGUCCUGACCUACUGCAACCUCACGUCCUGGGGCGAGCUGCUGAGGUCCAAGUACUCGGACAUCACCACCAUGUUUGAGGAGACGCAGGUGCCCGCGUUGCUGGAGGCCGGCUUCCGCCGGGAGAACAUCCGCGUGGAGGUCAUGGCCCUGGUGCCCCCGGCCGACUGCCGCUACUACGCCUUCCCGCAGAUGGUCACGCCCGUGGUCACCAAGCACUGAGCCACCCUGACCCGACGGCUGCCCCGGGUCCUGGGGCGGAAUAAAUGCUGAGCGGUUGGCGCA
Molecule: messenger RNA, 315 nt
Organism: Carlito syrichta (Philippine tarsier)
Lineage: Eukaryota; Metazoa; Chordata; Mammalia; Primates; Tarsiidae
Gene: GAMT
Product: guanidinoacetate N-methyltransferase
Exons: 2
Biological process (GO): creatine biosynthetic process
Cellular component (GO): cytoplasm; nucleus
Molecular function (GO): guanidinoacetate N-methyltransferase activity
Source: RefSeq, a predicted model, not a curated record